AUGGGAAGCCCUGUCCGAGAAAGCAGCAGUCCCGCUGCCUCCGGCCCCUCCGCCGCCGCAGCCCCGACGCAGCCCUCGACCAAGGCAGCGGCCGCGGCCCCGAGGCUCAACAGGGACAUGGAAAUGGGCAGUCUGCCGGCCGCCGACGGCGCUGAGCCGGCGAGCGACAUUAUGCAGCUGGCCAGGGUGGGCGACGUCGGGGCCAUGGAGAAGCUGUUCGAGUCGGGCGAGUACGAUGCCACGUUUGUCGAUGACGAGGGCAUCACGCCGUUGCACUGGGCAGCCAUUAACAAUCAGUAUGCCAUGUGCAAGUUCCUCCUCGAACACGGCGCCGAGAUCAACCGCAAGGGCGGCGAGUCGGUCGCCACGGCGCUGCAAUGGGCCGCCCAGCGCUGCCACUACUACACGGUCAACCUGCUCCUCCACCACGGCGCCGACCCGCUCAUCACCGACGCCCAGGGCUACAACACGCUGCACAUCUCCACCUUCAACGGCAACGUCCUGCUCAUUGUCCUGCUGCUGCACCAAGGCAUCCCCGUCGACGUGCUCGACAGCUAUGGGCACACGUCGCUCAUGUGGGCCGCCUACAAGGGCUUCGCCCAGUGCGUCGACGUCUUCCUGCGCUGGGGCGCCAGCGUCCACGCCACCGACGAGCACGGCUUCACCGCCCUGCACUGGGCCCUCGUCAAGGGCAACCCCGGCUGCGUCCUCAAGCUCAUCGAGUACGGCGCCGACCGCUUCGCCAAGACGGACACGGGCAAGACGCCCGCCGUCACCGCCAGCGAGCUCAACACGCAGCCCGUCUGGCAUCGCGCCCUGAGGGAGUGCGGCUACGACGUCGACGGCCACCCGGCCAUGCCGCCCUGGCCCGGUGCGAGCUAUUUCUUAAAGGACAAGAGAAUGUUUGCCACCCGCUUCCUCUUCCUCUGGCCCUUUGUCCUCACUGGAGCCGUCCUCUUCGCCCUGUCUCGCUUUCCCAUCUUCCUCGGCCUUCCUAUAGCCGGCGCAAUCGUCUUCGGCGUCAUGUCGUGCGCCAAGCAGGUCAUGGAGUACGCGCCAUCCGACAUGCGUCACUUUCACAAGACGCCCUGGAUGGCCGGCAUCUUUGCAGGCUCGCUCUUUCUCGUGGGCCUCAACUGGCUCUUUGUCGUCCUGCCAGCCACAACCCGGUCGGGCAACGGGGUGACAGAUACCCACUUCUUCCUCAACUUUGUCUUCGCCGUCUUGUAUUGCCUCACGACCUUUUUCUACGCCGCAAACAUGAGAUAUGAUCCCGGGUUUGUGCCCAAGCUCAACGGCAUUGCCGAGCAGCGGGCCGCCAUCGACGAGCUGCUUAAGGAGUGGAAGUACGACGAGUCCAACUUUUGCGUUACGUGCAUGAUUAGGACGCCGCUCCGGAGCAAGCACUGCCGUAGGUGUCAGCGAUGCGUGGCCAAGCAUGAUCACCACUGCCCGUGGGUGUACAACUGCGUCGGCAUCAACAACCACCGCCAAUUCUUCCUAUAUCUCAUCUGCCUCACGCUCGGCAUUAUUGCCUACGACUGGCUGUUGUAUGACUACUAUGGCAAGAUAUCGACGAAUGCCUCCGAGACCUGCAACGUCCUUGGGGCGAGCCUAUGCAAGCUCCUCAACGCGGACUCGUACACACUCAUCCUUGCUGCGUGGGUCUCGCUGCAGCUGGUUUGGGUCACUAUGCUCGUUUUUACCCAGUUCUUCCAAGUUUCCCGCGCCAUGACGACGUAUGAGAAUAUGACUGGCAUCCAUCUCAGCCCGCCGACAUCCAGGGCGCUCACGUCGACAGGCACGCCGCUGGACCCUAACAUUCCGCCACUCGCCUCGGCCACGGACGCGGCAGGCGGCCCCGCCAACAGGAACAAGGCAAGCGGCGGCAUGCUGAAGCAGUGGAGCCGAAUGCUCGGCGUGGACCCGUUCAUCGAAACCAUUGCAGGGCGGGCGGCGGCGACAGGCAAGAACAGGCGCAAGAAGAAGAACCCGUACAGCCGGGGCUGCCUCUCCAACUGCAAGGACUUUUGGUGCGAUCCCGCGCCCAUUUUCGGCCAGCGAGAGAACGGCAGCGCCUUGCUGGGCGGCGGCAAGGUCGACUACACGGCCAUGUACGAGAGCCCGCCCCUGAUGCGGCUGACGGGCAUCCGCACGCGAGGAGGGUACGAGGCGUUGGGGGCGGAAGACGUGUAA
Molecule: messenger RNA, 2196 nt
Organism: Hirsutella rhossiliensis
Lineage: Eukaryota; Fungi; Ascomycota; Sordariomycetes; Hypocreales; Ophiocordycipitaceae
Product: ankyrin repeats (3 copies) domain-containing protein
Exons: 5
Coding region: 1-2196 (731 amino acids)
Biological process (GO): protein palmitoylation
Cellular component (GO): Golgi membrane
Molecular function (GO): palmitoyltransferase activity; protein binding
Source: RefSeq, a predicted model, not a curated record